Messenger RNA from Fundulus heteroclitus (mummichog), 1751 nucleotides. It is a transcript of the gene tacr1b, whose product is annotated as tachykinin receptor 1b. Gene Ontology annotation, molecular function: substance P receptor activity. Bases 145 to 1245 code for a protein of 366 amino acids. The transcript has 7 exons. Gene Ontology annotation, cellular component: plasma membrane; sperm midpiece. The record is from RefSeq and is a predicted model, not a curated record. Gene Ontology annotation, biological process: G protein-coupled receptor signaling pathway; positive regulation of flagellated sperm motility. NCBI's taxonomy places the organism in Eukaryota, Metazoa, Chordata, Actinopteri, Cyprinodontiformes, Fundulidae.
UGGCGCAUUCAGUGGAGCGCUGCCUGCACGGUGCGUAAAAUGAGCGAAGGCGCGCAGAGCAACUUUUGCUCCCCAGGAAUCCGGUAAGAAGAACCGAGCCUAUUUUUAAGCACCCAAGUCUACAAGCGGGGUUCUGCCCAGAAGAUGGAUGCACUCUAUAACGCCUCAGACUGUAGUGGCGCAAACGGGACGAACGUCUCCGCGAACUGCAGCGACGGCUUCAACAAGUUCAUCCAGCCCGUGUGGCAGAUCACACUGUGGGCCGUGGCUUAUUUCAGCAUCGUUGUGGUGUCUGUCGUCGGCAACGUGGUGGUUAUUUGGAUUAUUCUGGCGCAUAAACGCAUGAGGACCGUCACCAAUUACUUUCUGGUGAACCUAGCCUUCGCUGAGGCCGCCAUGUCAGCCUUCAACACAGUAAUCAACUUUGCCUAUGCUGUUCACAAUGAGUGGUACUUUGGUUUGGUUUACUGCCGCUUCCACAACUUCUUCCCCAUCGCAGCCAUAUUUGCAAGCAUUUACUCCAUGACGGCCAUUGCUCUGGACAGAUACAUGGCUAUCAUCCACCCUCUGAGGCAGAGGUUGUCUUCCACUCAGACCCGGGUGGUGAUUGGUGUGAUCUGGGUUCUGGCUCUGCUCCUGGCCUUUCCUCAGUAUCUUUAUUCGUCAACUGCGGUGCUGCCCGGACGCACAGUCUGCUUCAUAGACUGGCCUGAAUACACUGCUGUCGACUUCAGAAAGAUCUACUAUAUGUGUGUGACCGUGCUGAUCUAUUUCCUGCCCUUGUGCAUCAUGGGAUGGGCGUACAUGACGGUGGGAGUCACCCUCUGGGCUGGUAAGAUUCCAGGAGACUCCUCUGAACACUACGCAGAGCAACUCAUCGCCAAACGCAAGGUGGUUAAGAUGAUGAUCGUAGUGGUGUGCACCUUUGCCAUGUGCUGGCUGCCCUACCAUGUCUACUUCCUGUUGCAUCAGUUCUUCCCUGAACUGUUUGAGGAGCGCUACAUCCAGCAGGUCUACCUGGCCAUCAUGUGGCUGGCGAUGAGCUCCACCAUGUACAACCCGGUCAUCUACUACUGCCUAAACAGCAGGUUCAGAGCUGGCUUCCAGCAGGUGUUUUGUUGCUGUGCUCCGACUGUCACCAAAGAAGAGCUGCUGGAGCUUAAAUCCCGUCGCUACCUGCAAACCCAGUUGUUAUUUCUCUUUAGAAAGUACAGCGGUACGGUCUCAUCGCUCACCCACUCGUGAGCUUUGAUGAUGAUGAGGAGGAAGGCAAAACGAGCUGCCAGAAAAAUAAUCCUGAAUGAGGACUUCACCAAGGCUGGAUUAGGGGGCGAGAAAAACUGCCUUCUGUGCAAAUGCACCAAAAUAUCAGGCCCACACCUGCUCAUCUGCAUAUUCUGUUUCAGCUGCUGGUUUCAUUUUUAAAAUAGCCUUUCUUAUAUUGUGGGAGCUUAAAUGACUUCCUUGUGAUAUGAGUUGAGUUUAUAAAAUCCUUUUUAAAAAUUUCCCUUUAUAUUGAUCUAUUUGUAUAAUAUAACAACGCUCUUUUAUUUACUUUCCAUCCACGAAUAGGUUUCAGAUGUUUGUUUCUGUUCAUUUUAAAUGCUUUUGCUUAUGGCUGUUUCUCAGAAAAUUUUAAUAUUACAUAAGACCACAGAAAUCUGGGGCCACUACCAUGCAGUAUUCAUACUCCUUACAUGGUUCAGACUCCUUUGGCACGAAUUAAAGCAUCCAUGUAGUAAUACCUGAAG